Messenger RNA from Opisthocomus hoazin, 6649 nucleotides. The record is from RefSeq and is a predicted model, not a curated record. Lineage: Eukaryota; Metazoa; Chordata; Aves; Opisthocomiformes; Opisthocomidae.
UUCUCUGAAACCAUGCCAGAGAUGACAGAGAAUGAGACACCUACUAAGAAGCAACAUCGAAAGAAAAACCGGGAGACACAUAAUGCAGUGGAGAGACAUCGCAAGAAGAAGAUUAAUGCUGGGAUAAACAGAAUUGGAGAACUCAUUCCCUGCUCUCCAGCACUUAAGCAGAGCAAGAACAUGAUCCUGGAUCAGGCCUUUAAGUAUAUAACAGAAAUGAAAAGACAGAAUGAUGAACUUCUGUUAAACGGCGGGAAUAACGAACAGGCUGAAGAGAUAAAAAAACUCCGGAAACAGCUGGAUGAACUGCAAAAGGAAAACGGGAGAUACAUCGAACUACUGAAAGCAAAUGAUAUUUGCCUGUAUGAUGACCCUACAAUCCACUGGAAGGGCAACCUCAAAAAUGCAAAGGUCUCAGUUGUUAUUCCUGGUGAUCAGGUUCAAAAGAACAUCAUUGUCUAUUCCAAUGGGAGUCAACCCAAUGGAAAUAACCAGGGAGCAUCUGUCCAGGGAAUAACGUUUAAUGUCAGUCAUAAUUUACAAAAGCAAACAGCCAAUGUUGUGCCAGUCCAGAGAACUUGCAACAUAGUGACUCCUGUGACAAUUUCUGGUAUUUACCCCACAGAAAACAAGCCAUGGUCACAAGCCACAGUUCCUCCGCUGGCAUCUGCUCAGGCAGCUCCAGCAGGGAAUGUUCUUGAGCUUUCCACCCCGGAGAAUGAGCGAGGCGUGCUCGCUGCUGCUACUGCCAGCUCGCAGACUGCAGCUCAGUCCGGAACAGAACAGGAACUACAGUGUUCUUCAAGGAAUGCACCACAGAAUGAUCAAAAUCUCCCCAAAAGUAAAAAUGAUGAGGAGGGCACUAAAUUAAUGAAGAAAACGCUCCUGCAGGGUACCAGCCUUCCUUCCAGUGCUUCCACGGAAGCCACCCGGGAUCAACAGGUGACUGCAACUUGCUCAAAUACACACAAUUCUAGGAGUGACCUUCAGGAAAGCUGUGUCAUUUCAACCACGGAGACAGCUUGUGUGCCAUCUGUGAGACUGUCUACUGCAGAUAGUUUUUCUUCUGUGAAUGUCCUCAAAAGUACAGACUCGGUAAGUAGUGCUGGAGUUGCUGUGUCUUCUGCAGCAGAAGGACUUAAGGCUGCCACGGCAAUAAGCACUCUGCCCGCCAGUCCCCUAGAGAACUGCUGGUCUUUUUCAGGCUCUUCAGGCGUUGGAACUUCAGACUUGAAAAACAUGAGUAGCCUUACACGGAUGCCUUCAGCUGGAAACACACAGACCACGUGGACAACUUUGCAGCUAGCGGGAAACACUGUUCAGCCACUAAGCCAAGCGCCAUCCGGUAUAAUGACCGCGCUACUGAACGAGCCAGUUAAUGGUGCUGGUACUGUGUCUUCUGCUCACAGCAAGCCUUUGACUACAAGCAUCAGUUUGAGUACUUCUCUGCCUGGGGAUGGCCAGGCAGCUGAACAGAUUGUAGUUACCUUGCCCUCAUGCCCGCCCUUACCUAUGCAGCCGUUAAUCAGCCAGCCACAGGUUAAAACUCAGGCUGCAGGAAAUAUCCUUCCAUUAAAUUCAGCUAUGCAGGUGAUUCAGAUGGCUCAGCCAGUCGCAUCAGCCGUUACAGGAGCACCAGCUAACCAGAAUGUCAUCAUUCUCCAGCCUCCAAACCCUGCUCCGUGCCCUCCCAUUGUGAGAGCGGAAGUUCCCAGCCAAAAUGUUAGUCAGCAAAUUGUAAUUAUACAAGCUGCUAAUCAGAAUCCUCUUCCCCUCCUCUCUGCUCAGCCUUCUGCUUCUGUAAGAGUUCCCGUGAACGGGCCAACUGCAGUCACAAACUCCGGCAGCUCCAUACAAAAUGCCUCUCUUCCACAGACUUUUGGAGGGAAACACCUUGUCCAUAUAUUACCAAGACCAUCUUCUUUGCCAUCCUCUAGCUCUACACAAACGUUUUCAGUUACAAUGUCCAAUCCACAGCAUCCUCAAACCAUCUCAUUAAACGGGCAGCUUUUUGCAUUGCAGCCUGUGAUGUCUUCAUCUGGAGCUUCAAACCAAGCCCCUAUGCAAAUUAUUCAACCCACGACCAGCGAAGAUCCAAAUACCAAUGUUGCCCUCAAUACGUUUGGUGCUUUGGCUAACCUCAAUCAAAGCAUAUCGCAAAUGGCUGGGCAGAGCUGCUUACACUUGUCCCUCAGCCACCCUACCAAUCCCACAACUGUCAAUAACCAGAUUGCCACAGUUAGCUGUGUGUCAUUACCAACUUCUGUGGCAUCUUCUGUACCUGCGGAGGUUUCAGUAUUAACUAGUGCCUCCAAUUCAAUAAAUGCUUCCCCCAAAAAAGCAGCUGCUGGCUUGCCCUCUAAUGCAAAAUCAAAAAGGACGAACAAAAAGCCAAGCACAAAGAAACACCAGGCAGUCAGUAGCAAAGUGCCCUGCCCCGUAGUUCCUGGCAAAGACGCAGGCAAGGUGGGCUGUGCCUCCGUGGAAACGGUGGUGGCAAAGCAUUCGAACGGCGAGGGGCUGCCUGAAAAUGCUCCAGCAGCGUCGCAAGCUUUAACGACGUCGCAGGCGAGCGGUGUGGCAGCGUCGAGUGGCGUCAGCGUUCCUGACUGUCGUUCCAAAGAGACUGUCCCGACGACUGCCAAAGACGCUGCUCCUUGCCAGCAGGCCCGGGGGGCUCAGAGCCGUCCACCAGCCGGCUCUGCCGUGUCAGAGUCUCCCAAGCCUUGCGAACCCCCCAGCACCUUAGCAUCCUCUACCGAAGCGCACGUGACGCGUUCUGAGGUGGCUGGGACAUCAGCAGCGCAGAACAGCACAGCGGGUCAUACUUCCAAGGCAGGAGCGGUUUCGGAGUCCUGCAACAUUGCGCAGGAUUCCUCAGUGGUAAUGCAAGAUGCGGACUUGUUAGAAGGACAGGGUCUAACCAGAAUGCUGUCUGAUCUCACAAAAGAAAGAACAGCUGUGGAAAAAACCUCUUCAUUUGCCAUCCAGGGAGAGCAUUCUGAUUUUUCCAUGGAAAACUCUAAAUCAGCCGAAUCAAAUGUUGAUUUAACUGAGAAGCAGGAGCUCUUGCUGAUGAACACGGAAGGCGAUGCUCUCUCCCAGCAUCACUCCUGCAUGUCUGACCAGGAAGUAGUCAGUGCUUCCCUUAUCGCUAGCAGGCAGGCAGACUCCCCCAUGUCAACUAGCUCUGGCAGCAGUCGAGGCUUCUCAGUUGCCUCUAUGUUGCCAGAUACCACCAGAGAAGACGUUACUAGCAGCACCUCAACCAGUACAUGUAACAGCUGCACGUUUUCAGAACAGACUGACAUUGUAGCUCUUGCAGCAAGAGCUAUUUUUGACCAGGAAAACCUCGAGAAAGGUGGAGGAGGAAUACAGGUUAACAUGAGGGAUGCCAUCUCUAAGUCGAAUGAAGUUGCACCAUUGGAGAGAGAGCAACAGGCUUUUAAACCUCAGCCAGUGAAAGAAAACAAUGCAGGGCCACUGGAAGCAGCACCAAACAAAUUCAGUGCUCAAGAUACAGCACAGACAAAUGUCGACAGACAGGUUGAAAAGCCAAGCUGCUCUGUGGGAGGUGCGGAAACAUCAAACACUUCUUUGCAGAUUUCUGCUUCCCAGUCACCAAGCAUAACCAGUUUAAGCGUGAAUAAUCUAAUACACCAGAGCCGCAUUGUCCAUCCCCUUGUGAGUUGCUCAAGUUUAUCCCAGUCUUCAGAGCCAGCCAGUGUCCCUGCGACUGUGAGCCUCCCCGUUCCCUCCAGCACAUACAUCAGUCAGUCUCCAGGACCGGCCAUGAUGAGUGAGUAUGCUCAGGAACAACUGAAUGCUAUCAGGGCAAGCACCAUGCAGGCUCCCCAGCUGCCGGAAUCGCACUUAAAGCAGCAAAGUCAUGAAGGUCGCAAGGACUCUGCCAAGCGGGCUGUUCAGGAUGACCUUCUGCUUUCCACGGCGAAGAGGCAAAAGCAGUGCCAGACAACGCCCAUAAGGCUGGAGGGGAUGGCCUUGAUGAACCGGACACCGGAGAGCAUCACUGAUCAAACACAAAUGCUGGUCAGUCAGAUGCCUCCUAACUCGUCCAAUUCGGUGGCAUCAGUGAGCAGUCAAGGGCAUGUGGAUGGCCUUAAUAGGUUGUUCCCAUCAAACAGCAACUUUGUAACACCAGCUUUGAGACAAACGGAAGUUCAGUGCGGAUCUCAGCCACCAAUUUCAGAGCAGCAAGGCCAGGCAGGGCAGCACUUGCAGCCAAUUCAGCAUGUUCCUGCUCAAGGCAUAUCUCACCUUCACAGUAAUCAUCCAUACCUCAAGCAACAGCAGGCUGGUCAGUUAAGAGAAAGGCACCACCUGUAUCAGCUGCAGCACCAUGUCACUCAUGGGGAAAACUCAGUCCACUCUCAACCUCAUGGUGUCCACCAACAGCGAACAAUACAGCAGGAGGUGCAGAUGCAAAAGAAACGAAAUCUCAUCCAGGGAACACAAGCCGCUCAACUUUCCCUGCAGCAAAAACACCACGGAAGUGACCAAACGCGGCAGAAAGGUGGUCAGCCUCAUCCUCACCACCAGCAAAUGCAGCAGCAGAUGCAGCAGCACUUUGGAGCUUCCCAGCCUGAAAAGAACUGUGAAAAUCCUGCAACAAGCAGAAACCAUCAUAACCACCCUCAGAGCCAUAUAAAUCCGGAUAUUAUGCAUCAACAGCAACAAGAGGUUAGCAGCAGACAGCAAGGUUCAGCUUCCGAACACGUGUCAGGGCACAGUCAGAUGCAGAGACUUAUGACCUCAAGGGGCUUAGAGCAGCAGAUGGUGUCCCAGGCAAGUAUCGUAACCAGACCAUCAGAUAUGACAUGCACCCCUCAUAGGCAGGAAAGAAAUAGAGUUUCCAGUUACUCUGCUGAGGCACUCAUUGGGAAGACGCCCUCUAAUUCGGAACAGAGAAUAGGAAUAUCCCUUCAAGGCCCGAGGGUUUCUGACCAGCUUGAAAUGAGAAGCUAUCUUGACGUUUCUAGAAAUAAAGGGUUGGUCGUUCAUAAUAUGCAGGGCCGCUUAUCCGUUGACCAUACAGUUGGCGCAGAUGUGCAGCGGCUUUCUGACUGUCAAACAUUUAAGCCAGCUGGACCAAAUCAACAACCAGCGGGCAGUUUCGAUGCACAGGCUUCAAGAAACAGCGAAAUCGGUAAUUCUGUGUCAUCCCUCAGGGGCAUGCAGUCGCAAGCUUUUCGAAUCGGUCAAAAUACGGGGCCGUCCUUAGAAAGACAGAAGAGAUUGCCCUACCAGCCAGUGCAGAGUAUUCCAACGGGAAAUACCCUGCCAGCAAGGGAAAACGAGAACACGUGCCACCAAAGUUUCAUGCAGAGCUUACUUGCACCUCACCGUGGAGAUCAAGUUGGUGGAAGCCAAAGAUCCAUCUCAGAACAUCAAAGGACGACGCAGUGUGGCGCCUCCUCCACGAUUGAGUACAGCUGUCCCCCAGCACGGGAGAGCGUCCACAUCCGAAGAGAUGGUGAUGGCCAGAGUAGGGAGAGCUGUGACAUGUCUUCUGCAAUUGGUGUGAUUAACACAAGGAACAGUUCUUUGAGUAUUCCUUUUUCGAGUUCUUCUUCCUCGGGAGAUAUUCAGGGUCGCAAUACAAGCCCAAACAUCUCUGUGCAGAAGUCCAAUCCCAUGAGGAUGACGGACAGUCAUGGAACUAAGAGCCACAUGAAUACGCCUGUUUCUAGCAACAUGCACGGAGUUGUGAGGCCAACUCACCCUCACCCUGCAGUCUCUCACGGAAAUGGCGAGCAAGGACAACCUUCUGUUCGUCAGCCAAAUUCCUCAGUAACUCAGCGGUCGAGGCAUCCUCUGCAAGAUAGUGGAGGUUCUAAAAUACGUCAGCCCGAAAGGAAUCGAUCUGGAAAUCAAAGACAUGGAAACGUCUUUGACCCUAGUCUUCCCCAUCUUCCGCUCUCCGCCAGCGGCAGUAUGAUCCUCGGGCGCCAGCAGUCUGCGAUAGAAAAAAGAGGAAGCAUUGUCCGAUUUAUGUCUGAUGGCCCUCAAGUCUCUAAUGAUAACGCGGCCCCUGACCAACAUACCCUCUCUCAGAAUUUUGGAUUCCCUUUUAUUCCGGAGGGUGGCAUGAAUCCACCGAUAAAUGCCAAUACCUCUUUCAUCCCACCAGUCACUCAGCCUAGUGCCACUCGGACACCAGCUCUAAUCCCGGUCGAUCCCCAGAAUACGCUGCCAUCCUUCUAUCCUCCGUACUCCCCUGCCCAUCCUACCCUUUCCAACGACAUCUCUAUCCCUUACUUUCCCAAUCAAAUGUUUCCUAACCCAAGCACGGAGAAGCCGAGUAGUGGAAGUUUAAACAAUCGAUUUGGAUCCAUUUUGUCUCCUCCCAGGCCUGUUGGUUUUGCUCAGCCGAGUUUUCCUUUGCUUCCGGAUAUGCCACCGAUGCACAUGACCAACACAUCGCACUUAUCCAAUUUUAACUUGACGUCUUUGUUUCCAGAAAUCGCCACAGCUCUUCCUCCAGAUGGUUCAGCGAUGUCGCCUUUGCUUUCCAUUGCAAACACGUCUGCGUCAGAUUCUUCCAAGCAGCCCUCGAACCGACCUGCCCACAAUAUAAGCCAUAUCCUAGGUCACGACUGCAGCUCUGCUGUAUGACAGCUGAUGGACC